This is a messenger RNA of Cucumis sativus (cucumber), 411 nucleotides long. RefSeq names its product protein PSY3. The coding region runs from base 69 to 296 and encodes 75 amino acids. NCBI's taxonomy places the organism in Eukaryota, Viridiplantae, Streptophyta, Magnoliopsida, Cucurbitales, Cucurbitaceae. The record is from RefSeq and is a predicted model, not a curated record. The transcript has 2 exons.
AUACUGAUUUCUUUACUUCAUAAUCUCCAUCACCAAUCAUUCAAACCAAAGACAAAACAACAACUAGCAUGGAUUAUUCCAAAGCUCGUCUCAGUCUCGCCCUCUUCCUCUUGCUCUCGUUUGCCCUCGUUGCCUCGGCUCGGAUCAUACCCCAUUCAGAAAACCAAGAAGCAGCUUAUGUGAUAAAUGAUUAUCCUGAUCCGGGAGCUAAUCCAAGACAUCGUCCACCACCCCCAUCACGACAUUCGUCCGAAGUUAGCGUUGUCAAGAGUCGCCUCAUCAAGAACAAGCCCUAAUGAAAUUUUGCUUGUUUGAGGAGAAAGAAAGCAUGAGCAAGGAAACUUAAAAAGAGAAAUAACCAUGUACUCCAUGAACCAAUAAUAAACCAAUAAUAGCACUAUAUAAAUGUUA